Saccostrea echinata is the source of this 3650-nucleotide messenger RNA. RefSeq names its product ER membrane protein complex subunit 1-like. Gene Ontology annotation, biological process: protein folding in endoplasmic reticulum. The transcript has 25 exons. The record is from RefSeq and is a predicted model, not a curated record. Gene Ontology annotation, cellular component: EMC complex. The coding region runs from base 39 to 2963 and encodes 974 amino acids. NCBI's taxonomy places the organism in Eukaryota, Metazoa, Mollusca, Bivalvia, Ostreida, Ostreidae. Gene Ontology annotation, molecular function: protein binding.
UAUUUAUUUCCAAUAUUGAAAAAAUUCGGGCCAAGAGCAUGACCGGUUAUUUUCUCUUUCUUCUGAGCCUUUUGCAAUCGCUCCUGUUGUCUCAAGCGCUGUUUGAGGAUCAGAUAGGAAAAUUUGACUGGCAUCAACAAUAUGUAGGAAAGAUUAACGACAUUUUUUGGGACCAGUCUUUUCAUGCUGGUAAACGUGUGCUGGUGUCCUCUGAGAGGCAUGUUCUAGCAUCAGUACACUCCCACAAUGGUUCCCUGGCCUGGAGAAAAGUUUUAGAAGAAGGAAAAAGGGGUCAGAUAGACAAAACUCUCUACUCAGGAAAUGUUUUGAUUACGGUGAAUGGAGGUGGACAAUUUGUCAGAAAAUGGAAUCCUGGGACGGGUAUAGCAGACUGGGACAUCCCUUUGCCUGGGUCAAAGCAGGGGAGGACUGACAUUGUUCUGUGCAGUAAGGACCUAGUGGCUGUCCUGACACAGGAAGCUCUUGUUGGUUUGGAUACUCGGUCAGGGAAACAAAAAUGGUCUGUUGCACUUCCUCAAAGGAAUCAGGUGGUGCACACACUGCUGACCUUGUCAGGAACAAACCUUUAUGUGAUUGGUCAUUCUUAUGGAAAACAGGUCACCAUAGUAACAGUAGAUGUGGAAGGUGUAAUCAAGUCCACAAGAUCUGUGUCGUCACCAUGGCUAUCAGCUAACACACAAUGUGUGGUGUCUGAUGGUGGAUUCUUAGUUUGCUACAGAGGCGAGGACCAAACUCUACAGAUGUUAACUUUAUCUGAGGAUCAGACCUUUAAGACGACUAGUUUGCAGGUUUUAGGCUUAGAAGCAACUAAUUCUGUUACCAUAGAAACAUCCAGAAAGACCGAUGAUCCUUAUGUGUUUCUGCGGAUGGCAAAGGAUCACUUGGUCUUAGUAGAAAUCACGGCUCAGGGAGCCAAACUCAAGAAAAAUCUCCCCAAGAUCUGUGCAGCACAAGUGACCUCCCUUGAUGAUCAAUCCAUGCUAUUUACAAUAGAGAGGUCUACAGGGGAGCUAAAGAUGAGAGUUUAUGAUCUCAGUACUGGAGGUGAAAUAGCUGACUUAUAUCAGACUAUAACCUACCUACCACAACAUGGAUUUCCUCAGAGGAUGGAGGUCCUGCUGUUUAAGAAGAGAGACCUUAGGAUUGGUUGUAGGUUUGCUAUCCUCUCCGAAGAUUACUCCAUGCAGAUGGUACUUAAAGCAGAGCGGGACGCAGCCCCGGGGAAGAUAGCGUGGAGGCGAGAGGAAGCCUUGGUGUACGUGUUGUCUGUAGAAAUGAUCGAUCUACCAGUGUCCGAGAACCAGGCCAAGUACGAGGAUGAAUUCGGAUCUCACAAGGAUGACAUCGCUACAAUGUUUAUAAAGAGAUUCAAGACUCAGUUUUCCCAGCUUAAGACAUAUAUACAGCAACAGAUUCAGAGGCUUCAAGGUCACAGACAUCACCACCACGACAUUGAGGCCAUGGCAGAGGGUGGUUCUGAAGACGAGGACGAGGAAUUAACAAGAGAUGAAUUCAACCUUAACAAACUUAUCGUCCUAGUAACAGGGGCUGGCAAAAUUUAUGGUGUGCGAAGUACUAAUGGUCACAUUGAAUGGGAACACUUCUUUCCUGAGUUAACUCCCUUUGAUAGAUACGAUCAACAGAAACUAUUACUCUAUGUUCAGAGGACAACAGCUCAUUUUCCUAAUCCCCCUCAGUGUACAGUCGUGGGGAAACACAAGCUGACAGGCAAUGGCUUCCUGUUCUCAUUUAAUCCAAUCAGUGGAGAGCCUGUAGACACACCCCCUGGUGGCCAGAUGUUGAAUUACAGAAUUGUACAGACCAGUAUGGUGGGAGAAUUAGAUGACCACUUCCUGCGAGGCAUUCUCCUUCUGGACCCCAGUGAUCAGGUUCACGUAUUCCCAGAAAAGUGUUCCUCUGUUCUAAGAAGGACUUAUAAGUCCCAUUUUAUGUUUGUGGCAGACAGAGACACAGGAUUUAUUUAUGGGUACAGGAUAGUCCCAGGACAAGAGAAGUUUAUCAUGGAGAAAGUAUGGACAGUAAAUCUUCAUAAGAAACAACAGACAAUAACACAAGUACUGGGCAAAAGACCACAGGAACAAGUUCAUUCCCAGGGUCGUGUUUUAGGAGACAGAAGUGUUUUGUAUAAAUACCUUAAUCCCAAUCUAGUUGUCAUGGUUACAGAGGGAGAAAUUCAGGAACAGUCCCAGAAAGGUCCCUCCAACUUUAUAAACUUGUACCUAUUGGACAGUGUGACUGGUCACAUGGUGUUCCACUGCAGCCAUAAACGAGCCAAGGGACCUGUCACUGUGGUCCACUCAGAGAACUGGGUUCUAUAUAACUACUUUAGUCAGAAGUCUCGUCGCCAUGAGAUCGCUGUGUUAGAACUGUACGAGGGAAAAGACCAGAGUAAUUCAUCCGCGUUCUCAUCAUUCUCCUCUCCUAAACAACCACUCGUCCUCCGUCAGUCGUACAUCAUGCCGCUGUAUAUAUCUACCAUGGCGACCACUAUCACCGAGAAAGGCAUCACCAGCAAACAGCUGAUAUUUGCUCUGAGGUUGGGAGGAUUGCUAGCUCUGCCUAAAGCUUUACUGGACCCCCGGAGACCCCUUCUCCCCACACAGGAGACCAUGGAGGAGGGCACAAUUCCAUAUAUUCCAGAGUUACCGGUCAAUGCUGAGGCCAUUAUAAACUACAACCAGAGUCUGUAUAAUGUACAGGGAAUUCACACCUCACCAGCAGGGCUAGAGUCUACAUCACUGGUGUUAGCAUAUGGAUUAGAUCUGUACUUUACAAGAGUUCAGCCCUCUAAGAUGUUUGACGUCUUGAAGGAAGACUUUGACUAUUUCUUUAUAUCUGCUGUGUUACUAGGAAUGUUUGUGGUUACCAUAGUGACUCAGAAACUAUCUGCAAGAAGAGCACUCAGUCGAGCUUGGAAAUAAAAUCUUUUUGGGGGAUUGGUUUCUUCUUUAGGGAAAGCUGGGAAAUUCUCAAUGCAUUUUUGCAGCAGGGAGUUAAAAAUUCAUUGCAUUUACUGCAUUCAUCUUCAUGAAAAAUAACAAAGAAUCUUUAUGGGAUGUGAAGAUAUUUGGAGUGGGAAACAAAAGAGAAACGUUUAGAUAUUUUUAUAUCAUCUGAAUCUUUAUGUGAUAUUGUCUAGUACAUUAACAAAGAGCCUUUUAAUAAUUUAAGUGUUAGAAAUUGAUUAAGACUGUGUAUCAUUCCACAUGCAUGCAAGGAAAUCAUGAUAAUUUUACUAGAUAUUGUUAUGUAUAAUGUGAAACUGAGGUAUAUGAUAUAUAUUGAGAAAAUGUUUAAGAUUUUGACGUGGAUGAAGUUGUUUUCAGUGUGUAUUUGUGUGAUAUGUAAGUUUAUAUAAUCAGAUUUAAGAUAUUUGUUUACAAGAUCUCACAUGCCUGAGUGUGGUGUAGAAUGAUGGAAAGUAGAUAAUCUGAUUUAGCAAGUUGAUGCAUGAUAGAAGAUUUUGAAUAAUGACUGUUGUCUUGUGUGUGUAUUCUUUUUUAAAUUAAGGUGGUAAUUUUGAAGGAAUUUAUGUUUAUUUUGGAACCACAGAGAAUUUCAUUUACGCAACAUAUAGAAAACUUUAGAAUACACAUGUACAAAUUUUC